Messenger RNA from Hibiscus syriacus, 1078 nucleotides. RefSeq names its product 2Fe-2S ferredoxin-like. Bases 211 to 807 code for a protein of 198 amino acids. The transcript has 8 exons. Gene Ontology annotation, biological process: P450-containing electron transport chain. Gene Ontology annotation, molecular function: 2 iron, 2 sulfur cluster binding. NCBI's taxonomy places the organism in Eukaryota, Viridiplantae, Streptophyta, Magnoliopsida, Malvales, Malvaceae. Gene Ontology annotation, cellular component: mitochondrion. The record is from RefSeq and is a predicted model, not a curated record.
GUCUCGAAUUCUCUCGUCUCUCCCUGCGGCGCAUAUUGUUUACUCAAAAGACCCGCCCUCGCCGUGGCGACCUAUUCCCCUCGAACGCUUCAAAAGAAAUUGGAACAUUCGUAGUACAAUUUAGAAUCCUACUUUGAUUCGCCCAAACCUGAUUCAAAUUUCCUCUGUUCAUCUCUUUGCGGAAAGGGCUCUGUUUUACGACAUCAAAUUAUGUUAAUUUCUAGGCUUUCUAGAGUUGGAUUUUGGAUUGCCAAAGAACUAUCGAGAGGCGGAUAUACUUGUAUCUCUAGAACAAGAUUUAGACAAGGGCCCUGUCGACAAUACCAGAAUUCUCCGCUUGACUUACUGCCAGAAACUAGCGCUUUUCAAGGGGGCAUAUUUCUGAAGCAUCGGGAUUUUUGUACCUCAGCUUCCAACAAUGCUUCUGAGGGAGGAGAUGAACAGAAAGAAACGAUAUCUGUCACAUUUGUUUCAAAGGAUGGAGAAGAAAUCCCCAUUCAAGUGCCUGUUGGAAUGUCGAUGUUGGAAGCAGCUCAUCAAAAUGAUAUAGAGCUUGAAGGAGCAUGUGAGGGUUCACUUGCCUGUUCAACAUGCCACGUCAUAGUGACGGAUACGGAGUACUAUAAUAAAUUAGAAGAUCCAAGUGAUGAAGAGAAUGACAUGUUGGACCUGGCCUUUGCGCUUACAGAAACGUCCCGACUGGGAUGUCAAAUAAUUGCAAGGCCUGAACUUGAUGGAAUUCGUUUAGCAAUCCCUGCUGCCACUCGAAACUUUGCUGUUGAUGGAUAUGUUCCAAAACCACAUUAGACAAGAUACAGCGCGGGUUAAAUGAGUUUAGACAAUGCGGCCGUUCAGUUUUGUAGCUUCUCACUUGUAUUGGAUAACAAAAAUCUACUGCCCUUCCUAAUAAUUCCUGUGUGCACUGAUUCUAUACAUCAAAUGAUGUUAAUAACGCUCUUCUUUGUUUCAUUUAUUUUAUUUCCCCCCUUUCAACUGAUAUGAAAAACACAGGAAACCCCUAAAAGUCCUUUUUAAGGACACUGAAAUUGAAUGACUCUCUAUGAUGAAUUGAUGCUUA